GCCACCCAUAACGCGGACUAGAGAAUUGAGUACACUUCAUGUCAAUCUAUUCUACUGUUUUCCUUCUGGAUUUUUCUCCUCCUUUCUGCUCCAGCAAUAGCAAGAGCUGAAGGUGUUCUGGGUAACUUUGUUCAGUAGCAAAUGGUUUGACGUGGGGAUGACUAGAUGAGAACAUGAGAGUCAAUAUAUCGGUGGAGCUCACAAAAACCAAUUUGAGUUGGUCCAUACUCGUCGCAGACCAAACAACUCUGCCGAAUGGCAUGUUUUCUGGCUCUCUUACACCUUCCAAGUUGGAUGUUGCAAUCGAUACGGGGAACCCCUUCCUUCAUCACACCAUACAUGGCUUCCUUAAGAUCGGAACAGUGGCAGCCAUGAGAGUAGCAGCGGAAGAAAUCUAUUACCGCUUGCAGAAAGGAAAAUUUUCAAAACACAAAUUCAAGCACAAGCUGAAGAAGAUGUACAAGGAAGGAACUUACUGGGGAACCGUAGCUGGAGCAUAUGUGGGAAUGGGGCAUGGAAUUCAAAGGAUCUGUGGCACCAGAGACUGGAGGAAUGCAAUGCUCAGUGGAGCGCUAAGCGGAGCUCUCAUUUCUGCAACCAAAAACAAUAGCAGAGACAGGAUCAUGAUUGAUGCAAUUACAGGAGGUGCCAUUGCUAUUGCUGCAGAGUUACUCAAUUAUACUAUCCCAAUUCCCAACUAGGGGUGCAACUGGGGUGGGUUUGGAUUGAGAGAUUGUUAAAAUUUGAAUGGACCUGCCCCUGAAUGCCUCGGCCUAACACUGUAAAUCUGUCAUCUCCGGUAGACAGGUACCUGACAUGCAUCCCUAAUCUGAACAGAAGGAACCAAGACAACUACCAGACUCCCAGAUAUUUUAGGAAAGCAGCAUUUACUAGUUCAUUCUUCUUCUUUCCUUAGAUUGCAAGAAAUAGCUAGUUUGAUGUAUCAUUCUGACGGUAUCUGAGUUUUCCACAAGUCUACCAUACAACUGAAUGUUCAUAGCAUCUCUAUGUUGGAUAUGGAACCAUAGGAAAGGAAAAGGUUUUAGGUUGUUACAGGAGAUAAGACAUUAAUGAUCUCAAAUUUUGAGAACAUCAUGGACACAUUUUCUUUGAAGGUUGUAAGCUUAACCUAUUUGUCAGAUCCAGCUUGAGCUUAACGCACAAGAAAUGGACAUCAGUAGCCCUGCCAUUUGGUUGGUCCAGAACAAGAUGUCCAUUUCUUGAUAAAGAUUGCUCAUCUUUGUCAAAAACAUCUUCUAUCAUCUUCUGUAGCGGUUUAAUAAUGUAGCUUCCUAGGUGCAUGGUGUCUUCAA
This is a messenger RNA of Nelumbo nucifera (sacred lotus), 1313 nucleotides long. RefSeq names its product outer envelope pore protein 16, chloroplastic-like. Gene Ontology annotation, cellular component: chloroplast outer membrane. NCBI's taxonomy places the organism in Eukaryota, Viridiplantae, Streptophyta, Magnoliopsida, Proteales, Nelumbonaceae. Gene Ontology annotation, molecular function: amino acid transmembrane transporter activity. The record is from RefSeq and is a predicted model, not a curated record. Gene Ontology annotation, biological process: protein import into chloroplast stroma.